This is a messenger RNA of Prunus armeniaca (apricot), 393 nucleotides long. Lineage: Eukaryota; Viridiplantae; Streptophyta; Magnoliopsida; Rosales; Rosaceae. The record is from the annotation of a GenBank genome assembly.
AUGAGGCCGGUCCUUUGGUGGGGAGAUUUGAAGGUGCCGCGACUUGGUUGUCUCUGGAUGGAGGGGACCUUUACCCUUGCUGAGCCUAGACUGGACCAGGGCACUAUGGCAAGAGUGUACUGGCUGGUUUGGCUUGGUAUGCCCAACAUCCUAGCUAAGGUCAUGUUGGGAGCCCUGGAGUGUGGUAGUCAUGCUCCAGCUCGAUGUUCUUGGUAUGAAGACGUUCAUAUUUCUCGGACAUCUUGGGAACACUGGCGUGGAGGCACUCUACCUUUGCCUAGAGAUUGGCAUCUACUGAAGGUUUCCUUUGGGAGGUGUCCCCACGGGGGGUAUGGUGCUGAGUAUCGUGGCUAUCCUCGUCGACAUAGCAGAGUGUGGGGUGAAGAAAGGUGA